AUGGCUGGAGGCGUUGUCAAGAAGCCCGUCAACAUCUUCAAGCUGGGCGAUGUCGGUGAGCCAAAGGGCGUCUUUAACUGGCGACUAUGGUUUGCUGUCUUUGCUUUCGGCCUCAUGGGUGCGGCGCGUGGUAUUGAUGAGGGUCUGAUCUCGGGUGCUUUCAAGUCAAAGGACUUCAAGAAAUACAUCCACUUUGAGGAUUACUCGACUGUCGAACAGGCCAACAUCAAGGCUAAUGUUUCGGCCAUGGUUCAGAUUGGUUGUGUUGGAGGCGCAUUGAUUGCUUUCCUCAUCUGCGAUAGAAUCGGACGUAUCUGGGCUACUCGACAGCUCUGCAUUGUUUGGAUCGUCGGAAUUGUCAUCUUCAUGGCCAACGGUGGCAGUCUCGGUGCCGUAUACGCCGGUCGUUUCAUCGCAGGUCUCGGAGUUGGUCAAACAGCCGUUGUCGGUCCCGUCUAUCUCGCCGAAAUCGCCCCAACGGCUGUUCGUGGUCUCUGCACUUGUGUAUUCUCUGGUUUCGUCUAUCUCGGCAUCGUCUUGGCUUACUUCGCCAACUACGGCUGCUCUCUUCACAUGGGCGACAACACUCACGCCCGCUGGCUCGUUCCUACCAGCCUUCACAUCAUGUUUGCAGGCUUGAUUCUGAUUCUUAGCUUCUUCGUCGACGAAUCUCCUCGCUUCCUCAUCAAGAAGGGCCAAACCGAGAAGGCUACUGCUGUUAUGGCUCGCCUCCGACAACAAGAUCCCGAGUCCGAUUACAUUACCCGCGAAAUCACCGCCAUUCAGCUGGCCCACGAGCACGAGCUUGAGAGUGUCAACAGCUCAUUCCUCGGUACAUGCAAGGAGCUUUUCCUCAACAGCAGCAACCUUUAUCGUCUGUACCUCGCCAGCAUGGUCCAGGUCCUUGCUCAGUGGUCUGGCGCCGGCUCUAUCACUCUCUACGCUCCCGAUCUCUUCGCCCUUCUCGGUAUUAAGGGUUCUGAGACUGGUCUGCUUGUUACAGCCCUCUUCGGCAUUGUCAAGCUUAUUUCAGCCAUUACCUGCGCUCUCUUCCUUGUCGAUGUUAUCGGCCGAAAGCGUGCUCUUAUCGGAGGCAUUGCCCUGCAGGCUCUUGCUAUGAUCUACGUUGGCUCAUUCCUCACUGCUGUCCCCGAGCCUCACAGCUCUUCCGCUGCUGCUCGCGGUGCUAUGGCUAUGAUCUACAUCUCUGGUAUUGGUUGGGCUCUUGGUUGGAACACCAUGUCCUACAUUCUCACCGCCGAGUUGUUCCCCCUCCGUGUCAGAGCUUUCGGUACUUCAUUCGCCAUGACCCUGCAUUUCCUCUGCCAAUACGGUAGCAGCCGAGCCACUCCCAACAUGCUCUUGCCAUCAUCCGAGGGUGGAAUCAACCCCAACGGCACCUUCUGGACCUACGCUGCUAUCCUGGUUGUGGGUGGUCUUUGGGUCGUUGUUUCAGUACCUGAGACUGCUGGUCGUUCUCUUGAGAGCAUGGACAGACUCUUUGACCUUCCUUGGUACAAGAUUGGUUUGUUUGGCAACCGUGACGCUGAGCAGCAGGAUGCCGUGUACGACGAGAAGGAGAGCGUUGCUAUGAAUACUCAGGGACAGGUUGUUUAUGUUGAGAACAAGUCCAGAGAGGUUGUGUAA
Fusarium proliferatum ET1 is the source of this 1647-nucleotide messenger RNA. RefSeq lists its product as uncharacterized. The record is from RefSeq and is a predicted model, not a curated record. Gene Ontology annotation, molecular function: carbohydrate:proton symporter activity. Bases 1 to 1647 code for a protein of 548 amino acids. Gene Ontology annotation, biological process: carbohydrate transport; transmembrane transport. Lineage: Eukaryota; Fungi; Ascomycota; Sordariomycetes; Hypocreales; Nectriaceae. Gene Ontology annotation, cellular component: membrane. The transcript is spliced from 2 exons.